Molecule: messenger RNA, 2189 nt
Organism: Empidonax traillii (willow flycatcher)
Lineage: Eukaryota; Metazoa; Chordata; Aves; Passeriformes; Tyrannidae
Gene: GAS2
Product: growth arrest specific 2
Exons: 7
Coding region: 889-1653 (254 amino acids)
Biological process (GO): actin crosslink formation
Cellular component (GO): actin filament
Molecular function (GO): microtubule binding; cytoskeletal adaptor activity; actin filament binding
Source: RefSeq, a predicted model, not a curated record
GUUCAAAUGCUGUGUUGGAUUUGGGCUACUCAGCUGAGCUGAACAAGAAAGCAGGAAUGAACUUUUUUUUUUUUUUUUUUUCCAAAAUAAACAGAAGGAAAAAUAAACAGAAUGAAAAUCAGGUGCUUGCUAUGCUGGUAGAUAUGAUUAUGUCCCCUAAUCAGUAGUUACUUAAAACAUAAUUGAAAGAGAACAUUGCUGAGCUCAAAAUUGUGAGGACAAUGCACUUGCACUACUAACUUGUUAGUAGUCUAUAAUAUAUGUAUUUUGUCUUGCUGAAAGUUAUUGUGCUUUAACAUAGGUUAAAAUGCAAACAAAUUGGAAAUAUGGCUUUCUGUUAAGACAUAGCAGGAAAGUCUGAGAGUUGAUGCCUUUGCAAAGCAAAGGUGGGUGGUGUGUACCUGUUGUAAGAGCUGCAGAAAAGACAAAAGCAUCUGUAAAUGUCAGAACAACACGGUAUGAAGGGAAAGUCUUGAAUCCUGCAAAAUAGAGGGAGUCUCUGCAUACUCCCUGUACUCAUUGACCAAUUUAUCAUGUUUAUCAUAUUUUUUUAAAAAAAUUUUAUAGUUAGGGUAUUUACAGAAGAAGAAACUAGCUCUGUUAAUACCAAAAAAUACGAUCCAAAGUCCAAACUCUGAUCAUCUGGGCAACUCUUGAAAUGCGGUGUCAUUGAAUGGGAUUCUCAGAUGUCACAGAGGUCAAAAUUUGUCCCAUAUGUAGGUCUCUGAACAGGAUGCACUAACUCUUUGCAGUGUAUGAAGAGUAAUACUCCUCUGUCCCCACUGUAGGUAUGCUUUGUAAGUUCCCCUGUAUAGUUUUCAGGGCAGCAGACCCCACACAGCUGUGGUAAUUUUAUCUAUGGAAGCGUUCUAGGUGGAGAUAUUUGUAAUGGUUGUGCUCAAGCCUGAAGAGUGUAAUGCUCGAAGAAAACUGCUGGGACAAAUAGUGAGAAUGGAACUGGAACCGGCGAAUAUUCUGCGUCUCUUCCCUGAUAAAGUCUGCCCGGCAAGAAAAGGGUUUGCCACCGAGUGUGCCAGCAUGCUGAUGUGUGUCAUUUGUUCUGGGAGUUGUUGGAUGCUGUUGGUAUGUUUUUUUUUGCUUCAUGCAUUUGAGUUAGUGCUCCACAAGCAGCCAAGAGAGGUGUGUCUUUGUUUGCUGGAGCUUGGAAGGAUUGCAGCAAGGUUUGGGGUGGAGCCUCCUGGACUAAUAAAGUUAGAAAAAGAAAUUGAGCAGGAGGAAACACUCUCAGCUCCCCUUCCAUCUCCUUCACCGUCACCAACAAAGUCUCCUGGGAAAAAGAGCACAGGGAAACUGCUGGAUGAUGCUGUCAAACACAUUUCUGAAGAUCCACCUUGUAAAUGCCCCAAUAAGUUCUGCGUGGAGCGUCUUUCACAGGGAAGAUACAGAGUUGGAGAGAAGAUCCUCUUUAUUAGGAUGCUGCACAACAAACACGUGAUGGUUCGCGUUGGAGGAGGCUGGGAGACUUUUGCAGGGUACUUACUGAAGCACGACCCGUGCCGGAUGCUGCAGAUCUCCCGAGUGGAUGGGAAAACCUCUCCGAUCCAGAGCAAGUCUCCAACCCUCAGGGACAUGAAUCCAGACAAUUACCUGGUUGUUUCUGCCCAUUACAAGACCAAGAAGGAGAUUAAGUGAAGUAAGCUUCUCAUGUGAGUGGGGACUCUGUGUAUGUAGGUCCAAAUUAUUUUCUCAAGUGUAGUGAAUUUAGUUCAUGCUUUAAAAGGACUUUGGGAAAUUUAAGACAGACUGGAAAUGGCAACCCAUUUUGAAGAUCUUUGAACUGUAGAACUAUUUAUUUCUAGUACUGUAUCUUUUAUAGCAAAUUACCCUUGAUAGGCUAAUUACUACAAUCAGAUAAUAAAUAGACAUAUAUUUUUAGCCUAAUUAUUACUCUUUAAUAUGUGAAUGUAUACUUAGAGCUACAUAAAGGAGCGGAUCGUGUUAAUGGAAGAAAAUACACAAUACACUUGUAUGAAAAUCUUAUUACUUCGAAUCCUUGACUCUUAGGCUAGUUGAAAAAUAUAUAUGCAGGUGGAAAAUGAAUAUUUGUGGAAAUUAUUUGGUAAUGCCUCUUGAUGUGAAAUAAAAAUUGACUAUUUUUACGGUUUGCAACCUUUUCUUAAUCAGCAGAGUAUAACGGCUCAUUGCAUGCCAAAAGCCAUUACUUUAAA